Molecule: messenger RNA, 2037 nt
Organism: Fraxinus pennsylvanica
Lineage: Eukaryota; Viridiplantae; Streptophyta; Magnoliopsida; Lamiales; Oleaceae
Source: the annotation of a GenBank genome assembly
AUGUGCAUUUUCUUCAGAUUUUUGGAUGAAUUCUUGGAAGGAAAACCCUCUUCAUGUUACUGCAAAGUGGAGCAAGAAAAAGGGGCAGAAAUUCUUGAAAUUGAUGAAGAGAGUGAGUUGUCUGAAACUAUUCAUGGGAGGAAAAAUGUUUUCAGGGAAAUGGGAUUCCUCAGAAUUCCAAGAAUGUGGAAAAAUGAUGAAAAAUUUUGUGCGGGGAAGAGGAAUAGGUGGUCGGAUUGUGGGUGUGAAUCUUGUGUUUCUUGGAUGAUCAAUGGCAGUAAUUUGAAGCUUCAUGUUGUUGUCAAAGAACCAGAAAAAGCCAGAUUGGAGCACUAUUCCGAAGAAAAAGCAGUCGAAAAUGUAAUAUUUAUACACGGUUUCUUGUCCUCUUCCUCUUUCUGGACAGAGACAGUGUUUCCUAAUCUUUCUGAGCAUAUAAAGCAAAACUACAGGUUGUUUGCCAUAGACCUAUUGGGAUUUGGGAAAAGUCCAAAACCAAGAGACUGUAUGUAUACCUUAAGGGAUCACCAACAGAUGAUUGAGACAUCAGUUAUCGACCAAUUUCAGCUGAAUUCUUUCCAUGUGGUUGCGCACUCCAUGGGUUGUGUGAUUGCAGUUGCACUAGCUGCAAAAUACUCAGAAUCUGUGAAGUCAAUCACUUUGGUGGCACCGCCUUAUUUUUCAUCUUCAAGAGAGGAUGCUAGUUUAGCAGCACUUAGACAACUUGCUGCAAGACGAAUAUGGCCACCAUUACUGUUCGGUUCAGCUCUUAUGUCUUGGUACGAGCAUUUAGGGCGAUGUGUGUGUUUCCUUUUUUGCCGGAACCACAAGACAUGGGAACAGAUUCUUAAAUUACUCACUCGGAGAAGGGAUCUACCAUUUAAAGUCAUAGACUUUACGCGACAUACUCAUCAUUCUGCGUGGCAUACAAUGCAUAACAUAAUAUGUGGCGGAGCAAAAUUACUUGACAAGUAUUUGGAUUCUUUGACGAGUUCCGGAGUUAAAAUCCAUGUUGUCCAAGGUAACAAGGACCAGGUUGUCCCUCUGGAAUGCAGUUACAACAUGAAGAUGAAGGCUCCAUAUGCAGAACUUAGUAUUAUACCAAACGCUGACCAUAAUACUAAGGAGUUGAUACUGUACUCAGAUUUAUUUGACCACUCCUUUGGGAUUCCCUUCUUUGGUCAGUUCUUGUCUUGCAUUAUGGACUUCUUGCAAACAUCUGAAGGCCAAUUAUAUGUGGGUGUUGCUAUUGGUCUUGUUGCUGUUGGUGCUGCUGCAUACUUUUUAUUUUCCUCCAAGAAACCCAAAGUGUGCUUGGAUCCCGAGAAUUUUAAGGAGUUUAAGCUUGUGAAGAAAACGCAACUCAGCCAUAAUGUGGCAAAAUUCAGAUUUGAACUUCCUACACCCACAUCUGUGUUGGGACUUCCUAUUGGACAGCACAUUAGUUGCAGGGGUAAAGAUAGUCAAGCUGAAGAGGUCAUUAAACCGUACACUCCAACAACCUUGGAUUCUGAUGUUGGAUACUUUGAGUUAGUUAUAAAGAUGUAUCCACAAGGAAGAAUGUCCCAUCAUUUCCGAGAGAUGCGUGUAGGUGAUUAUCUGUCUGUUAAAGGGCCAAAGGGUCGCUUUAAGUAUCAAACUGGCCAAGUGAGAGCAUUUGGAAUGCUUGCUGGAGGCUCUGGCAUUACACCAAUGUUCCAGGUUGCUAGAGCUAUUCUUGAAAACCCAAUUGACAAAACAAAGGUGCAUCUGAUAUAUGCUAACGUUACAUUUGAGGACAUACUUCUAAAGGAAGAAUUGGAUAGCCUUGCUACUAAUUACCCUGGUCAAUUUAAGAUUUACUAUGUACUGAAUCAGCCUCCUGAGGUGUGGAAUGGUGGUGUCGGGUUUGUUUCCAAGGAAAUGGUUCAAGCUCACUGCCCUGCACCGGCGUCUGAUAUUCGGAUAUUGAGAUGUGGACCGCCUCCUAUGAACAAGGCCAUGGCUGCUCAUUUAGAAGCUCUUGGAUAUACCUCAGAGAUGCAAUUCCAGUUUUAA